AUGAAGGCUGUCCUGUUCCUCGCCGCCCUUGCCCUGUUAGUCGCUCUGGCCACCGCCCAAACUGGUUGCGUCCGUGAUGAUACCGACGGACGACCGGCUUGCAAUGCAGCUGAGAUGACCCAGCGCCUGUGGCGUAACAACUGGGAUCCUACCGCCUACUGGGAGUGUGUAACCGCCAAUACUGCGGCCACUUACCGCCGGUGUCCGACCGAGGGCAUGUUCGAUAGCGUCACUCGCACGUGCAUCAACUGGUUCGACUGGGAAUGGACUCCCACGUGCAAGCCUCCGAGCGCCCUGUAG
This is a messenger RNA of Anopheles nili, 300 nucleotides long. RefSeq lists its product as uncharacterized. Gene Ontology annotation, molecular function: chitin binding. The record is from RefSeq and is a predicted model, not a curated record. The transcript is spliced from 2 exons. The coding region runs from base 1 to 300 and encodes 99 amino acids. Lineage: Eukaryota; Metazoa; Arthropoda; Insecta; Diptera; Culicidae.